This is a messenger RNA of Aspergillus glaucus CBS 516.65, 2358 nucleotides long. RefSeq names its product putative C6 transcription factor. Lineage: Eukaryota; Fungi; Ascomycota; Eurotiomycetes; Eurotiales; Aspergillaceae. Gene Ontology annotation, cellular component: nucleus. Gene Ontology annotation, molecular function: zinc ion binding; DNA-binding transcription factor activity, RNA polymerase II-specific; DNA binding. The transcript has 5 exons. The record is from RefSeq and is a predicted model, not a curated record. The coding region runs from base 1 to 2358 and encodes 785 amino acids. Gene Ontology annotation, biological process: regulation of DNA-templated transcription; DNA-templated transcription.
AUGCUGAACGCAAGAGCUUCUGCCCAGAACCCCGGCGAUCAGGAUAGGGAUCUGAGUGUAGAUGAGCUCUGGUCUGGUGCGGAGAGCGAAACCAACAGUCGUCCCACUUGGAAUGGUUCAAACGGGCUGAAACGAAAGCGUCCGCUUACUGUGUCAUGCGAGCUGUGCAAGCAGAGAAAAGUCAAAUGCGAUCGAGCACAACCUAGUUGUGGCUGGUGUACUCGCAAUGGCCAAUUGUGCGAAUACAAGGAAAGAAAGAAACCUGGCCUCAGGGCAGGGUAUGGAAAAGAGCUAGAGCAACGGUUGGACAAGUUGGAAAAGACCAUUCAGUCGCAAGGUCGUCUUAUCGAAACACACAUUCUUCAGAAUCCCCGGUUGCUCCCUGAUCUGCCUCAAACCGGUCCUUUCCCCUAUAGCUCCCCCUCGGAGCCUUCUGCCGCCCAUGGACCAAGUCCGCACAAUGACUUGUUCCAAGAACCGUCUUCCCUGCCGGCUCAAGAUACCCCAAUUCUCGGCCAGCAUGACUACACGGACAAUGAUUCAUCAUUGAAUGUGCCGGUGAAUUUGUUUUCAAACCAAGUGCGUUCAUUUGCAGAUCCAGAACUUGAACUUCCUCCAUACGACUUAUUGUAUGCACUGGUUGAUCUCUACUUUGAGCACGUCAAUCCAUGGUGCCCGAUCCUUCACCGUCGGACGACCUUGGACAACUUCUUUGGACCAUCCCCUCUGGCCGAGGAAGACCGUAUGGUCCUCUAUGCUAUAGUUGCAACAACUCUCCGAUUCUCCACGGACACUCGCCUCAACGAACAAAACAGGAAACAGUACCAUGACUCGUCCAAACAAAAGGUUCUUCUUUAUGGCCUGGAGAACUCGUCUGUCAAGGCUCUUCAAGCUCUGGUAAUAUUGGCCCUCGAUCUAGUUGGUUCAUCCAACGGUCCUCCUGGAUGGAAACUUCUUGCUCUUAUAACCAGGUCUGUGGUCCAAUUGGGACUAGCGGUUGAGCCGAAGUCUCGUUUGGUUGCUCCUGUUUACCCUUCCAUCUAUACUCUAAGAGCAGUGGUUCUUCCGGAACCAGACUCAUGGAUUGAAGAAGAAGGUAGACGUCGACUGUUCUGGAUGGUAUAUCUUUUGGAUCGGUAUUCCACUAUCGCAACGGCGUUUGAUUUCGCUUUGGAUGAUAAAGAUAUCGACCGCAAGCUUCCAUGCAAGGAUGAAUAUUUCGUCAAGAACCAGCCAGUGGAAACAAGAUGGUUCCGCCAUUCCCAUAACCGAACCGACUAUAUAAAUCGUGCGGAGAAUGUCGGAUUCCUGGGGCUUUAUGUCGAAAUACUAGGAAUUCUCACUCGCAUUCAUCGUUUCUUGAAAAGACCCGUGGAUAUCGGGUCAUUGUCCGAUGUUGAAGAAUGGCAGACAACGUAUCGCAAGCUUGACAGUGAGUUAACCUCAUGGGAGUUUAACCUCCCCAACGAAUAUGCAUACGAGAACUCGUCUCGACUGUUCAGCGGACCAAAGCAUGCUCGGGGUUUACAGUGUGACUGGGUACAGCUCCAUGCUGCUUAUCAAACAGCCGUGAUCCGCCUCCAUUCAUCCGCUGCCUACCCAACAACCCGCUCCCCAAUCUUCACCCCAUCAUACAGCGCCAGCCAACGAUGCCUCCUAGCAGUCGACAACAUCCUCUCCGUAACCCGCCUAGUAGUCAACAACAAACUCCUCGACAAACUCGGGCCCCCAUUUGCCUUCACCCUUUGGGUCUCAGCCCGCCUCUUGCUCGUCCACGGAUCCACCAUUGCGCACAUAGUCAGCCCCGACUUCACCUUUUUCGUCGACACACUCGCCCAAAUGGGCAUGCAUUGGAAAGUAGCAGAGCGCUACAGCUCGAUCCUACACCGCGUACUAGAUGAGUACGGCGAGUACCAGCAAUCUGGUGCAAUAGAUGGCGAGCGCACCACACCGUCCACGGUUAAGAUACUCGCGGAUAUGCGUCGCUGCGCGUUUGAUUUGGAUUUCCUCAUCUCGCGACAACCGCGCUCAUCGCCAGCUAGUAGCAGCCAACCACCGAUGUCGUCGACAGCGGGGCCCUUGCGAAAUCUCGCCCCCAAUGAGCUAGAGUAUCUAGACGUCUUUGGUUUCUUCAAUGUCCCCCGUGUACCUCCCACGCGGGCAUUGGAUAUAGCCAGUCUCGACAUCGAGGGGACAGGUAGCAAUAAUCUAUCGCCUAUGCAUGGGUUAGCUGGAGGAGCGACAGAUCCUGCGGAUGCAGUCGUGGAUGGCCAUUCGUCUAAUAUGAACGACCUGAACAUCACGAAUUAUCUCAUUCCGACUCCGGAGACUGAUUGGUUAUUCCGGCAGACGGGGUGA